GCCUCUGGUGAGUGAGGGGGUCCGGGGGGGGCCCCCCGAGAGCCCCCAGCCUGCGCCCCCUCCCAGACCCCGGCAGAUGCUGGGACUGCCCCCGCCCCCCUUCCUGGUGCCGCGCAGCCUGGAGAGCAUCGAGAUCGACCAGAAGCUGCAAGAGAUCAUGAAACAGACGGGGUACCUGACCGUAGGGGGACAGCGGUACCAGGCAGAGAUCAAUGACCUGGAGAACCUGGGCGAGAUCGGCAGCGGCACCUGCGGGCAGGUGUGGAAGAUGCGAUUCCGCAAGACUGGCCAUGUCAUUGCCGUCAAGCAAAUGCGGCGCUCGGGGAACCGUGAGGAGAACAAGCGGAUCCUGAUGGACCUGGACGUGGUGCUCAAGAGCCAUGACUGCCCCUACAUCGUGCAGUGCUUCGGCACCUUCAUCACCAACACGGACGUGUUCAUCGCCAUGGAGCUCAUGGGCACCUGUGCAGAAAAGCUCAAGAAGCGAAUCCAGGGCCCCAUCCCUGAGCGCAUCCUGGGCAAGAUGACAGUGGCAAUUGUGAAGGCGCUGCUGUACCUGAAGGAGAAGCACGGGGUGAUCCACAGGGAUGUCAAACCCUCCAACAUCCUGCUGGAUGAGCGGGGCCAAGUCAAGCUCUGCGACUUUGGCAUCAGCGGCCGCCUCGUGGACUCCAAGGCCAAGACCCGGAGUGCAGGCUGUGCGGCCUACAUGGCGCCCGAGCGCAUUGACCCCCCUGACCCCACCAAGCCUGACUACGACAUCCGGGCAGACGUGUGGAGCCUCGGCAUCUCCCUGGUGGAGCUGGCCACAGGGCAGUUCCCGUACCAGAACUGCAAGACGGAUUUCGAGGUGCUGACCAAGGUGCUGCAGGAGGAUCCCCCCCUGCUGCCCCCCGCCAUGGGCUUCUCCGGGGACUUCCAGGCCUUCGUCCGCGACUGCCUCACCAAGGACCACAGGAAGAGACCAAAGUACAACAAGUUACUGGAGCACACCUUCAUCAAGCGCUACGAGACGCUCGAGGUGGAUGUGGCCACCUGGUUCAAGGACGUGAUGGCCCGGACAGAGUCCCCACGCCCAGGGGGUGGCUUGGGCCACCACCUGCCCUUCUUCACCAGGUAGCGCCCAUCCGGCGCCGCCACGCCCGGCAGGGGACACCGGGGACAGCCCUGGGACACCUCCGGGGACAGGAACAUUGGGGACAGCUGGGCCACACCCUGGGACAGGGCCACCCUCCUAGGACAGGGACACCCAGGACAGAUAUACUGCCCUGGGCUGGGACACCCAGGACAGGGACACCUGUGACGCACCCUGGGGGUGGUGACACCUUUGCCACCCCCUUAUGCCACCCAGCGUGAUGGUGAACUGCCACGGCCACCACAGCCGUGGCCCGGCCUGGAGUGUCCCCAGUUUGUCCCUGUGGUGUCCCAGUGUGUCCCUGCCAUCCCAGCAUGUCCCCUCCCACUGUCCCAUCCUUCCCAAGGCCAGGGGACAGCCCUGUCACCUCGGUGUCCCCCUGGCUGUGCCUCAGUUUCCCACAGGGUCCCGUGUGGGGACCAGGCUGGGUACAGGACGGGGAAUUGGCACCAAGGUUGUGUCAGUCUGGGGUGUGACACCGGGGAGGUGACACUGGGAGGUGACAAACGGGGAGAUGGCCCAGGGACGUGGACAUGGCUAGGGGAUGUGACAUGGAUGUGACACCGGGGCCUGGGGCUGUGGCACUCUCCCCUGAGGGGACAUGGAGGUGGCACCAGGACCGGGGAUGUGACACAGAGAUGGCACUUGGGGACAUGGAGAUGGCGCAGGAACGUGGCACAGGGGACAGUGUGGAGAGCCAGCACGAGGAUGUGACAGCAAGGGACAGCGAGGGGACACGGAAGGAUGGCACAGAGAUGGCACUGUGAUGUGACACGGGGAUGGCACCAGGAUGUGACACAGGGACACAGGACAGAGAUGGCACCGGGACGUGACACAGGACACAGGGAUGGCAUCAGGAUGGCACCGGGAAGUGACACAGGAUACAGGGAUGGCAUCAGGACGUGGCACCAGGAUGUGACACGGGGACACAGGACAGAGAUGUCUCCAGGCUGUGACGAUGGGGACACGGAGCUGAAGGACACAGAAUGAUGGUCUGGGGACAUGGACACGUCAUGGACGUGACAUCACAGGGCCCAGUCCUGGGGCUGUGACACCGGGGAUGUGGCACCAGGAGGUGACACUGGGGGGGGUGACACCGGGGACAUGGCCUGGGGUGGCCCCGAGUGGCAGGGCCAUGGUGGCAUAGUGACAAUCAGGGCCAGGCUGUGUCCCCGUUGUCCCCAAGGCCAAGCAGGUGCAGUUUUAGUGCAUUGGGGGCGUGGGCGGCGCUGCCCCCGUCACCCUCAUUAAUUAUUAUUAAUUAUUAAUUAUUAUUAUUAUAAAUGCGCAUGUGGAACCCGA
Molecule: messenger RNA, 2437 nt
Organism: Cyanistes caeruleus (blue tit)
Lineage: Eukaryota; Metazoa; Chordata; Aves; Passeriformes; Paridae
Source: RefSeq, a predicted model, not a curated record